This is a messenger RNA of Anopheles nili, 1650 nucleotides long. RefSeq lists its product as uncharacterized. Lineage: Eukaryota; Metazoa; Arthropoda; Insecta; Diptera; Culicidae. Bases 21 to 1538 code for a protein of 505 amino acids. The transcript is spliced from 3 exons. The record is from RefSeq and is a predicted model, not a curated record.
UGGCAGAGAACGUCCACGAAAUGAAUCGUCUAGUGUUAGCGUUCGGCAUCGUCUGCUUGCUGCAGGGAAUCUCAGCGGAGCCGAAGCCAGAAUUUGGUUUGCUCAUCGAAAUCCCAAGUAGCGAUAGAGUCGCUACCGUGAAUACCGACACGGAUAACAUUUUGCGCGAAAUUAAGAACAUAAACUUGUACGCACCUACCUCUGGGGCCACGAAACUGACCGAAACGAAGACGAAGAUCGGAGAAAUCCAGACUAAAAUAGAUGAACUUGGGAAACCAAUCAUAACUGCCUAUACUAAGCUGCGCAGUGCCCAAGAUGGAGACGUAGAUGCCGCAUUCUUAGACUUGGAAACAACGAUAGAAGCUGCAGCGACGUAUAUCGGUAACGCCGCAAACCUUCAUUCGGCGUUCACAACUAUUGGCUAUAACGGUAUUGCCGACGAAGUUAUGGAUGCUUUUACUCGCUUAAUGAACGGAUUGAAUGAAUUCAAAUCUAAAUUAACGGUAGUAAAGACUGCUAUCAAGGCAACCGUCACCCAGGCUGGAUCGAACGAAAUCACCGUAAAUAUGGUGCGCACGAACCUUGCUCCGCGUAAGAUGUUCGAUCUGUUGCGAGCUGCAAACUAUUUGAAGGCAAGCCUGCCACUUGUGAAAUACAUCGUGGUCACUGUAGACGAAAACGUCAAAGAGGCCGACACUUUCAUUAAAGAUAUAAUGACUCGGGUGGGUAGUGGAGUCACUACUGAAGUCGCCAAUUUCAAGGCUGAACUCAAGGAGGCCACUGACGCCUGUAAAGAAGUGGUAACUUCCAGAUCUACUACGGCAUCAAAUACCGUAUCCGCCCUUACCGGAGCAGUUGCAGGCUACACAGGCAUUUCUACCGCAACAGAUAUUGGUGCAUUGAAUUCUGCGAUUGAAAGUUUGUACACUACGUUCACUACCGGAAGUAAUACAAAGGUAUCGGAACUAGCAACGGCGUUUGACCAUAUCGGUACUGCACUCGAAGGGUUCGUGAAUUCGAUAACAUCACAGGUCAAUGUGCUAAACAACGACCUUGUCAAUUACCUUGUUGAUGUGCUCAUGGGCAACGACGAAUACGGACGCUAUUGUUACCAUAAGUACAAGGAUCUGGUAAAUGGCAUCUUCGACUAUGGAUUCGAUCUUAGCUGGCAGUGUAUUGACAAGGAGUACUCCCGACUGAUGCACCUGAAGGACACGUUCUCCAUCAUCUUCGACCUGUUGGUGUUCGAUGUUGAAGACGCCGAGUCACAGCUUGGAGUGUGCAAUUUAAUCACAACAACUGCGACCAUGAACGCCUGUGUCACGCAGAUGAAGACGUACUUAACCGCUCUGUUUGCUGAAACGGAGGUCAAGUUAGGUCUGCUGAAAUCGUUCGGUGUCGACGAAGCAGUCGCUAGCGAGAACCGUCUGUUGAUUUGCAUGCAGUUGUCGAAUAUUGAAACCUCGAUUAUUUACCCAUCAAAGAUUAAGGCAAAUAUCAAACUUUGUAACGAUAGUGGCCCGAACGGAACCGACUAAGUGUUGUUCUCGGAAUUUCUCCCGCAAAUCAGCAGUUAAGCUUGGCAAAGCGAUGUCAACCGCCGCUAGAUAACACUGCAAGAAUAGAUUGAAUAAAUGCAAUAACCAUACU